This is a messenger RNA of Lacerta agilis (Sand lizard), 466 nucleotides long. It is a transcript of the gene FABP6, whose product is annotated as fatty acid binding protein 6. Gene Ontology annotation, molecular function: fatty acid binding. Gene Ontology annotation, cellular component: cytosol; nucleus. The transcript is spliced from 4 exons. Gene Ontology annotation, biological process: fatty acid transport. The record is from RefSeq and is a predicted model, not a curated record. Lineage: Eukaryota; Metazoa; Chordata; Lepidosauria; Squamata; Lacertidae. The coding region runs from base 1 to 387 and encodes 128 amino acids.
AUGGCUUUCUCUGGCAGAUACGAAGUGGAAAGUGAGGAAAACUAUGAGAGUUUUAUGAAGCGCAUGGCUCUUCCUGCCGACGUAAUUGAAAAAGGAAAAAAUUUCAAGAUUGUUACUGAAGUGCUACAGAAUGGAGAUGAAUUCACCUGGUCCCAGAUUUACCCAAGCGGGCAUUCCAUGACUAAUAAGUUUGUUAUUGGCAAGGAAUCCAAAAUGGAGACAAUGGGUGGUAAAAAAUUCAAGGCAACUGUUAAAAUGGAAGGCGGAAAAGUGGUUGCUGAAUUCCCUAAUUAUCAUCAUACUGCAGAGAUUGCUGGGGGUAAACUAGUUGAGAUUUCUACCAUUGGCGAUGUAACUUUCAAAAGAAUCAGCAAGAGACUGGCCUAAGAAGCCGUUGGAGGAGGAAUAAUUGUGGCCUUAAUGAUACUUGAAAAGUGAGCAAUUAAAAAAACCCAAUAUAAAGUAA